Parasteatoda tepidariorum (common house spider) is the source of this 1983-nucleotide messenger RNA. The record is from RefSeq and is a predicted model, not a curated record. NCBI's taxonomy places the organism in Eukaryota, Metazoa, Arthropoda, Arachnida, Araneae, Theridiidae.
AUGGUUAGAAAAUACGUGAGACGUAGAGUAGGUGAAGCACUUCAUCCUGAUUGCAUUGAAGCAACUACGAAAGACCCAACAAAUGUCAUGAUUUGGGCAUGUAUGUCUGCAGAUGGUGUGUGUCGAAUUCAAGUGAUUGGUGGCAUCCUGAAUGCCAAAAAAUACAUCGAAACUGUCCUGAAACCAAAAGUGAUACCUUCUAUCAGGGAUCUCUUGCCCAACAGCGCACCAUUUAUUUUUCAGCGGGAUUCAGCUCAAUGCCACACAACAAACUUCCAGAUAAGACCGGAUAAAGACAUGGAUGAAGAAGAUAAAAUGGAUCCUGAGUAUUUGCAUAGUCGAUGCGUAACCUGCAGAAGACGAAUUCUAGAUGGUGAAAAAGUUAUUUGCCCUUUUAAUCGAUGCAAUGUAUGUCAGGGAGGUAUUUGUGAAGACUGUGUUUAUAAGGGAACUGGUGACCUGCGCUGGAUGUGUGGUUGCUGCCAUCGAAAGAGGAAGGAAAGAGCAAGAACAUCAUCAGCUCAACCAGACAAUUGGUUUUUUGAUUUGAAUGAAACCUUUGAUUCUUUAAAUGCCCCUACUAGAUCUAGAGAAACUUGUAGUACCGAAACCACAGAGAGUCAUUUAAAUGAUUCCGGUGCUAAUAAGUGCCCUUCUGAAGGCAUGGAGUCACAAAGAGCUUAUGCCACAAACGACCAUGCCAAUCAAAUUAGUGAAAGCUCUCAAUCAUCAUCUUCAUCUAACGCAGCAAGAGAAAGUAUGAAAAAAGCCAUUAAACCAUCAGAGUAUCAUUUAGAAGUCGUCCAUUUAAGCGGUUCUCCAUCGCAGCGUCGUCAUAUGACCAACAAGCCAACAAAUUGUGAUAAGAGUGUAACCCACUCUGAUUAUAAAAACCCGCAGUCUAAGAAGGAUUACCCGGCUCAAGAUAAAUCUCAAAGUCAUCAUGAAAAAGUGGAUUCUCCUAAAAAUAAAACUGAUAAUGUACAUCAACCAAGAAAGGUCGAUACUGGUGCUAAAAACAAACGUGAGAAGAAUGAAAGCGGCAAAGAGACAGAAACUUUCAUAGAAUAUUUUCGGUACCACUUUCUAUCAAGUAAUUAUCGUAAGGACAAAGCUCAAUCCAACAACAGUCACCCCCACCCCAAUCUGAAGGAGACUCAAAUAUCAAAUAAUGAAAUUCAAGGUAACAGCAAACCUUCCAUUCCAAAGAACAAAGAAAAAGUCCCACCUUUAUAUAGUGAUAGCCUUAGGGUUGAUCUUCCACCUCCGUACUUCUCUGACUUAUCUUACAAGCGAGUUGAACAAGAACACCAAGCUAGAAAUAAAGAUACAAGCAUCAGUCCAGAACAUCAGAGACCACCACCAGAAUAUUACCAAGAUACUCCAAAUAUGAAACAGCGUUUGGAGAAACAUGAUUUACGUGGAAGGCCUCUUGAAAGAGGCCGUCAGAUAAAAGGCGCACCAGAAAGAAACUCAUCGUUGGAGUGCCAUACAGAAAGAAGAGACUCGCAUAGACAACAUGUUUCUAGAAUUGACACAAUCCCUCAUGGAUCAAAAAAGCUGCCAUCCGACGGCUGGGAUAAUGGUACUGUGGCUGAAAGGAAAAGCCGCUCAACAUCUCUAGGUCGUCCCCAGAUGAAUUUGCCUCAAGAGAGAGAAAGAGGUUAUUCUGUUGAUGAAAUGCGAUAUGGUGAAAGAAAUGUCGGCAAGCGGCAACCCAGAUUAGAGCGGCAAAAUACAAGCAUGGACUAUUAUUGGGAGCAGCCUCAUCAACGCAAAGAUCAUCACGCACCUUUGAGACCCAACUUAGAUGAUGAUAAUGAAUUUGAAAAAGCCCUUUGCUCUUUUCGUAAUUUUGACUAUGAUUUUGAGCCUGAAAGUUUCUCUGAGUUGGAUAUUUGUGCCCAAAAUCCUCGAAGAUACAUGUAUGAUGAAGACAGACAUUACUCAGAUCGAGCAAGUGGUGAGUACUCGAAACAAUGA